Molecule: messenger RNA, 1765 nt
Organism: Lotus japonicus
Lineage: Eukaryota; Viridiplantae; Streptophyta; Magnoliopsida; Fabales; Fabaceae
Exons: 4
Coding region: 187-1506 (439 amino acids)
Source: RefSeq, a predicted model, not a curated record
CUUUCUUCUAUAUUUAUAAACCAAAAUAGCACUUUAGAACAUCCAUUUCAAUUUUCCAAGUUUAGGCCAAAGCUAUUUAUACCCAAACAAACACCGCCACAUCACACCACAACCGUGAUUCCAAACCACCACCACCAUUUCCAAACCCAUUUCAAUCACCAUCUUCCUCCAUCCAUCACCACCACCAUGGAGGAAUACGAAACCACCACCAAGCAAACCUCCCUCCUAGACAGAAAGCGCAGGUACGACCGCUCCGUCUCCCACGCCAAAGACGAGUUCCAAACCUUCCGAUCUUACCUCCGAUGGAUGUGCGUCGACCAAUCCACCCCCUUCACUACCGCACUCUCAUGGCUCGUCUUCCUCCUCUUCGCCGUCGCUAUCCCGGCCGGGUCACACUUCCUCCUCGCCUGCCCCACCUGCGACGCCAACCACUCCCGCCCUUACGACGCCGUUGUCCAGCUCUCACUCAGCUCCGUCGCGGCGCUCUCGUUCCUCUGCCUCUCCUCCUUCGUCCGGAAGUAUGGACUGCGGCGGUUCUUGUUCUUUGAUAAGCUCUGUGAUGAAAGCGAGACCGUUCGAUUGAACUAUAUGGCACAACUCAAUAGGUCAGCCAAGAUCCUACUAGUAUUUGUGGGGCCAUGCUUCUUGGCAGAGAGUGGAUACCAAAUAUGGUGGUAUGCAUCUGGAUACUCACAAAUCCCCUUCCUUGGUAACGUGUACCUGAGUGAUGUAGUAGCGUGCAUAUUAGAACUCUGCUCCUGGUUGUACCGAACCACAGUGAUAUUCCUGGUGUGCGUUCUGUUCCGUCUGAUCUGCCACCUCCAGAUCCUACGGCUGAGGGAUUUUGCCAAUUACUUCCACGUGGACUCUGACGUGGAGUCUGUGUUGUCGGAGCACUUGAGAAUAAGGAGACACCUUCGAAUCAUAAGCCAUAGGUUCCGCGCGUUCAUCCUACUCGCGCUGGUGAUGGUCACCGGAAGCCAGUUUGCGUGCCUCCUUGUCAUAACCCAACAUUCAGGAGAUGCCAACAUCUAUAGAACCGGCGAGCUUGCGCUGUGCUCAGUGACUCUCCUUUCUGCGCUGUCCAUCUUAUUCCGAAGUGCCACCAAGAUAACACACAAAGCGCAAUCAAUCACGGGGCUUGCUGCCAAGUGGCACGUUUGUGCGACGUUGGAUUCUUUUGAUGGAGUGGGAGAAGGUAACACGUUAACGGCUCAGAUUUCCCAUGAAAAAAUGUUCCCUACUGUGGGAACUGAUGGGGAAUCAGAUACUGAUGAAGCAGGAGAUGAAGAAGAUGAGAUUAAUACCACCAAGUUAAUCCCAUCUUAUUCUUACAGCACCAUCUCAUAUCAUAAGAGAAAAGCUCUUGUAAAUUACUUUGAGAACAAUAGGGCAGGGGUUACAGUAUAUGGAUUUGUGUUGGAUAGGAGUACCAUCCACACCAUAUUUGGUGUUGAGCUAUCGCUGGUCCUUUGGGUGCUUGGAAAAACAAUAGGCAUUUCUUGAAGAAUCAUUAUUUGGUUUCACUAUAAAGUCUAUUAAAUAUGCAGUAUGUGUUUCCGAAUGAUAGCUUAAAUAGUAAGAGUUGAUGAAUAUAUUGGUUGAAGAGGGAAAGAUCCAGAGAUCAAUCACCAGAGGAUGUAAUUUAUUUUUCCGAUGUCAAAAAAUGUAGUAUGUGAGUGCCUCAUCAUUGAUCUAUUACUCCCAAUUUCGACGGCUUAUUGCUCAAAUGACAAGUUAGUAAUCGAUCUAUCUCUUUUUUCCA